ACUCGGGGCUGGGUUUAAAGGGCCAGUUGCGUGGCAAACUUACCUUAAGCAAAUCGCUGUCUUUCCCUCCUCUGUCUGUAGACUGGGUUUGGUAAACUUAAUAUGGGACAGCGGUGGGGGCGGCGGCAGCAAGAGCUGCUGCUGUUUUGCUACUUCAUGCUUGUGUUGAGGAGCUGCGCUGGAACGCAAAAGGAGAACGAAGAGGAGCGACUACCCACCAAAUGCGAAGUGUGCAAAAUACUGAGCUUGGAGCUUCAGGGAGAGCUGAAUCGGAGCAGCCAGUCUCGGGAAUUGCUAGAACUAGGCCAGGUACUAGACACUGGCAAGAGGAAGAGACGAGUCCCCUACAACACUUCGGAGAUUCGUCUGGAGGAGGCCCUUGAAAAGUUAUGUGAACGGAUUCUGGAUUAUAGUGUCCAUGCUGAGCAUAAGGGCUCCUUAAGAUAUGCUAAGGGUCAGAGUGAGACCAUGGCAACCUUGAAAGGCUUGGUACAGAAGGGUGUGAAAGUGGAUCUGGGAAUCCCUUUGGAACUGUGGGAUGAGCCCAGUGUGGAGGUUGCAUUCCUCAAGAAGCAGUGUGAAAUGAUGUUAGAGAGAUUUGAAGAUGUUGUUGAAGACUGGUACUUCCACCAUCAGGAGUUGCCGCUACAGCAGUUCCUCUGUGAGGGGCAUGUGCUUGGGAAGGAAGAGGCAGAUUGUCUUCAGGAAACCUGGACUGAGGAAUCAAAGGGAGAACAGAAUGAGAAGGGCCUGGAAGAAAGCCUAGGACACCACCCCCAUGAUGCUGCAGAUCUCUGACCAGAGUCAGGCCUAAUAUCACCUCCUUUUUUCUUAGAUCACCUUUAAAGUUUUUAUAUACACAAAUAUGUACAUACAUAUAUAUCACAUAGAUCUGAAGAUGAUGGCACCUUUACAGCUGUGUUUUUUGCCUGGCCACAUUUGGAGAUUUUAUCUACUCAAAUGUGGCUACCGGCUAUGGUAGCCCCUAAGGUUGGAGACCACAGAAAUGAGUGUCAGGGCAAGGCCAUGGUAUUUUGAAAGGAAUUUUGGAGCUCCAAGAUGUUUUCAGACUUGCACCUGUACCAGCACCUACCCUGCCCAUGUUUCUAGUGGGAAGUUUACAAGGCCUGUACCAUCUUGGCAGAUAAACUUAUGGAGGUCACUAACCAUUGGUGCUUUUCUGUGUGCUACGGUGGGGAGGGGGCGAGGAGUGGACAUUAGGAUGGAGUCUAUGGAAGGAGAAAGCAACCAAUCUAUCUAGAGCCAUGUGGGCAAACCUCUGGCAUGUGUGCUGGAGGGGGCUGCUCCCCUCCCCCUCUCCACAUGCCUGAGGACAUUUCCCACCCCUCUGCCUAGCAACUCAAUGGAAGUGCUUACUCCCCCCUCUAUCUGGGGUAAGGCAGGGCUCACAAGAAGCCUGAGGGUUGCAGUUUGGGCACUUGGUCACUAAUAAAAGUUUUGCCAUCACUAACUUAAAGUUCAUGGCCAGAAGUGUUCUAGGCUGGGGGAGAAGAGUGUAAAAGGCACUGUAACUGGCUAUUUAUAAAACUCUUCCAACCACCCUGGUCAACCCUACUCCAGCCCUAUGGGAGGGCCCUCUCUUAUUCCCAAUUGAUUUAUCCUUUCUGCAACAAAAUGGGAUCUUUGACACUCCUACCUCUCUUCCCCAGCCUUCAAUUCACUUUUCCCUCUCACUUGCUAAGAUAAAGGUCAUUAACUAUUUUUGUUUCACUGACUCCUUUGGCAGAUUGUAAAGCCUCUAGAUCCCAUCUCAGAAUAUUGUUUUUAAAUGCAUAAAAAAUGCAUUGGAUUACAAAGGAAGCCAAUUA
Molecule: messenger RNA, 1829 nt
Organism: Gracilinanus agilis (Agile Gracile Mouse Opossum)
Lineage: Eukaryota; Metazoa; Chordata; Mammalia; Didelphimorphia; Didelphidae
Gene: CNPY4
Product: canopy FGF signaling regulator 4
Exons: 6
Coding region: 103-798 (231 amino acids)
Cellular component (GO): endomembrane system
Molecular function (GO): signaling receptor binding
Source: RefSeq, a predicted model, not a curated record